AUGUUAACAUAUGGUGUGAAACUGUUCAAAUACAAGAACCUAUUUCUGAUAUUUGGCUGUCUGUUGAUAGCUGUUUGCUCAUUUCUCUUCUUAGUGAAACUGAAAGGUAAUCCUUUAAAAUAAUGUUAUACAUGGUGUUUCAAAGUGAACCUUUAGAAAAUCACCUUAUUGUUUAAUUUGAAUGUUUGAGUCUUAUACUGAGCCCGUGGAUGCUUAAAUACAAUUGAAUCGCAUUUUGUGCAUGGGAAGUUAUUUAAAAGUUUUUGCUAUCGUUCAACAUAUUAAUAUGAUUAUGUGUUGAUUUUAUUGAUAUUUAUUGCUAUACUUAAGUGCAAAUAAACUGUCCUCCCAGAUUGUUAACAUAUCACACCAUAUAACCCCAAUGUUACCAUCCAACAAAUUGAUUACUCAUAUUUUUGAAAAUAUUAUCCAGUAAUUUCGCGCAACGCGUUCUCCAAGUAGACUGUAUUCUCAAAUGGAUUUAAUUAAAGGGGUAUGGCAAUAAAAAUUAACUUUGUCUUAUUUAAAAGAACUUUUAAAGUUAUAUAUGAAGACCCUUUAGUCCCUUUACAACUUUUUCGUACGUCGCUUGGUUGUCGAAAUAUUUUGACCAAAAAAUAGUGUGCAGUCCGCCAUCUUGAUAUUAACUGAGUUUUUGAUGACGUCACAAGCAGGGUAAACUUGUUAAAACUUCUUUAUGUGGGACUAAAUUUCUUCGAAACCUUUCUUAAAAUGUUGUGAGUUAAUUGAGUACUAAAAAGACUUCGGAAAAUCAAGUUUCAUGUUGAUAAUGACAUGUGGUUUGCAAGAUAACAGUUUCGCUUUUUUACCCUACUUGUGACGUAUGCAUAUUGAAUGCAUAUCCAAGAUGGCGGAAUGCACGCUGCUUUUGAUCAAAAUAAGUCGAUUUUAUUUCGAAAACCAAGCAAGAUACGGAAUAAUUGUAAAGGAAGUUUAUAUAUCAUUUGAAAUGUUCUUUCAAAUAAGAAAAACUUAAUUUAUAUUGCCAUACCCCUGUAAAUAGGAUCAUAUUUGGCUGUUGCUAAUCACAAUGAUGGACUAAAGUCAUUAUUUGUAUAGGUAAUCAUGCGAUGGCGAGUACAAUUAGAGAUUAAUAGUACGAGUGAUGUUUGGAAAAUUUGCCAAAAUUGGACGAGCCGCCGUGUUUAUUAUUAGCAUGACAAAAUUGGAUACGUACUUCUCAAUGUCAACAUCGUAUUCUCUCGCCAAAGCCCAUCAGUCCUGCCAGACUUUCAACCAAAAUUUGGUGCUUUUGUUUGUAUUUUCAUUUAGUUCUUUUGUUCAAGCAAAAUUUGGUGCUUUUGUUCGUAUUUUAUCUAGUUCCUUCACGGCAAUUUCAUUUCGCAAUUGUGUUUAAAGCCCCGUUUACACUACGCUCAAUUUUUGGUACGGUACGGAUAAAAUUGGUACCCGUACCACUUUUUUGGUUCUUGGACCACCUAUUUAGGUAGUCCAAGAACCAAAAAGUGGUACGGUACCAAAAAUUGAGCGUAGUAUAAACGGGGCUUGGCUAAAUAGGUAGUCCAAAAACCAAAAAAGUGGUACGGGUACCAAUUUUAUCCCUGCCGUACCAAAAAUUGAGCGUAGUGUAAACGGGGCUUAAAAUACCUUUCCGCCAUUUUGUUUGUUUUGAGAAAAUCAUUAAUUGUACUGCAGUACAAUUAAUGAAAUAAUGGAGUACUCCUCUCAACCAAUCAGCAUCCAGUAAUUUUGUCAUGCUAAUAAUAAAGAAAUUAAUAUCACAAUUGUUUUCACAAUUGUUGUCACAAUUGUUACGCCAAUCGUAAUCGUAAACCAAACUUGUAUUUAAUGCAACCAUAUCCAGGACAGUUACGAAUACUUUUACUGUCCAUAUAUGGUCAGAUAGGAGCAGCGUCAGUGUUUCCGUGAUACUUUUUUAAGUUUACGGUUGAACAACAACAGCGUAAGAAACGUCUGCGCAUGCGCAGGAACUUAAAAAUGGCGAACAAUUUAAAUUUCAUUAAUAAAACGUGGCCAAUUUCUGAUUACAGAUGGGAGAAACAAACAUGAAAAUACAGAUUAUAAUGAAAAUCAAGAAAAUUUUGGUAUUGUUGUGUGAUUGCCCUGUUUUCACUAUUAGGAUAUAAUGGCAAUCCUAUCCAUUCAUACUUUUGUAGGCGUUACAGUACAUACAUCGUCACCAGCUGCAGUUUUCAAGCCAUCAAAUAGUGUGACGUACCAUAAAGGUAACAUUGCUUCACACAUUGUGAGACCAAGCAUGCAGCAAUAAGAUAAUUAAUUAUCUUUUAUAUAUUGAUACCAAUUUCAAUAUUUUUUAUUGAUAUUUUUGCCACAGAAUCAAAACGACUUCAGAAAUUUUUGAAACACAGUCAAAACGACUUCAGAAACUUCAAAAUAGAGUUGCUCGAAUUAUCAUGAGUAUGAGCAACGAUAUAAAUCACACUAUUGCUUUGCAGACUUUCGGCUGGGAGCCACUUCAGUCAAUAAGAGAAAAGGCAAAAGCAAAACUAAUGUACAAAGUUUUGAAUAAAAUGGGUCCUGAGUCACUCACAGACCUUUUCACCUAUAAAAGUGGGAUGACAAAUUACAAACUUCGGGACAUUUCAAGUGGUCUUUGUUUACCACAACCUCGAACCAAUAACAUGAAAAAUAGUUUCAUGUAUAACGGUGUUCACUUAUGGAACUCUAUUCCAAAUGAAAUUAGGGAAAGCAAAUCCCUGUCAUGUUUUCAAAAUAAAAUUGUUACUCACAUUCUUUAACUAAAACAAGAUCCUAAGAAACUGAAAACCUAAAAAAAACUUGUAAAUAUAUACAUGACUUACUUAUAGUUUAUAUAACUUAGUCGAUACUAUAGAUUGUAAAUAGCUUUAAAUACUAUAUUUUUGUAAUUCCUUUUUACACGCUCCCUAUGGAAAUCAGCCUCGGUUGACAGGGUUAGCGUGGAUAAAUAAAGUUUUCUAUCUAUCUAGAUCUGUCUAACUUUAGUACACUAAUCGUAAACCUUGUGUACUAAUCGUAAACCAAACUUGUAUUUAAUGCAAUCAUACCGUAAACCUCCGAGUAUAAGCCCUGGGCUUAUAUACUUUCGUAAGCGAUUUUUGAUGGGCUUAUACAGGGGGGGGGGCUUAUAUACGGGUGGGCUUAUACAUGGACGAUCUUUUGUGUUAGUAAUAAACAAGUCAGACAUAAACAAGUCAGUCAUAAACAGGGAAAUAAACGUGUAUUAAGCAGCGAUUACUGGGCUUGUAUUAAUUGGGGGACUUAUAUUCGGGGGGCUUAUAUUCGAGUGGGCUUAUAUUCGGGGGGGGGGCUUAUAUUUGGAAUGAGGUGAGCGCAUUGAACUAUAAAUAAACUGGAAGGCUAACUGCUAUGAUGAAGGCCUAUGAUUUGAUGAAGCCAAAAUAGUUUUUCUGAGUUAUGAGCAGAAAUACUUGACCUCAAACGUCGAGCUAUAUAUCAAAUUGAAGCUAUUGAAAAUUGCUAUUCGGUGUGGAAAUUUCAAGACUUCAGCGAAAAGAAAAAUAUUUAAAAAAUACAAAAACAACUGCAAAACGGCAAAUUAUCGGUAAUUAUGUUUUUAGUUUUUCAAUAUUUCCCUUUUAGCUAAAGUCUUGAAAUUUCUACACCAAAUAGCGUUUUUCAAUAGCUUCAAUUUGAUAUAUAGCCCAACGUUCAGUGUUGAGUAUUUCUGCUCAUAACUCAGAAAAACUAAAAUGCACUGGCUUCAAUCCCCCCCCCCUGAGUUAGCCUUCCAGUUUAUUUAUAGUUCAAUGGGUGAGCGUCAGUGCAUGUGGUGGGCUUAUACACGGGGGGGGCUUAUAUUCGGGGGGGGCUUAUAGUCGGAGGUUUACGGUAUUCAUGACAGUUGCGAAUACUUUUACUGUCCAUAUAUGGUCAGAUAGGAGCAGCGUCAGUGUUUCCACGUAGCGUAGUCGCAAUAAUGGCGAACAAUUGAAAUUUUAAUAUGUUUUGUUUGUGGAAACACAAUGCACGUAAAUUUAUUACUGCAAAGCUUUCGAUCUGUAAGCCCGGAUCUUCAUCUUCUUCAAUUUAAAUUUUAUUAACAAAAACAUGGCCAAUUUCGCAUUGCAGAUGGGAGAAACAAACAAGAAAAUACAGAUAAUGAAAUGAUUGCCCUAUUUUUAGUAGUACAGGAUAUGUGAUAAUUUCUAUCCGUUCAUACUUUUGUAGGCGGUACAGUACACACAUCGUCACCAGCUGCAGUUUUUCAAGGAAUCAAAUAA
Messenger RNA from Paramuricea clavata, 4247 nucleotides. The record is from the annotation of a GenBank genome assembly. Lineage: Eukaryota; Metazoa; Cnidaria; Anthozoa; Malacalcyonacea; Plexauridae.